Messenger RNA from Pseudovirgaria hyperparasitica, 1300 nucleotides. RefSeq names its product putative glutathione S-transferase. The transcript is spliced from 4 exons. Bases 358 to 1071 code for a protein of 237 amino acids. The record is from RefSeq and is a predicted model, not a curated record. NCBI's taxonomy places the organism in Eukaryota, Fungi, Ascomycota, Dothideomycetes, Acrospermales, Acrospermaceae.
UUCAUAGCCCGUGUUCUUUCGUAUACAGAGACACUCGCGUGAGGCCGUUGUACCACCUGCAACUUGCUUGUUUGAAGUGUUGUGAAACAAUCACUCGGCGUGUAAAAACGAAAGUGGCACAGUACCGCCACACCGGUCACUUGGUAUCCUGACUCGGUAUGGCCUCGCGACCACCUCGUACCUAGUUCGUCGAGGUAAGGGCGAUCAUGGCCGUGGAUCAAUGGAUACCGUUAGCCGUAUGCUCAAGUCGUGCACUUUGAAGCCUUAUGACCUCAAUCGCUCGAAGCUCCCUGAAUACUCGAACUCUGUGGUCAGACUGUCAUCAAUUUCUGUUCGCGACUUAUCUCAAAGCUCGAUAUGGCUAAGAAUCUCAUUCUCUACAAUGCUGAAGGAGGGCCCAAUCCGUUCAAGGUGAUGAUUAUUCUCGAAGAAUUGGGAGUACCGUACGAAGAGUCAUUCGUACCCUAUAGUGAAUUGAAGAAAGAGAAGUACGAGAGCAUCAACCCUAAUGGUCGUGUGCCAUCUUUGGUCGAUCCCAACACGGGCCUGACUAUCUGGGAAUCUGGUGCGAUCUGUGAGUAUCUUCUGGAAACCUACGACAAGGAUUUCAAAAUCUCCCAUCCAGAGAGCCCGGAGAAGUGGGCCGAGAAACAAUGGCUAUUCUACCAGGUCUCAGGCCAAGGUCCUUAUUGGGGACAAGCUGCAUGGUUCAACAUAUACCAUCCGGAGAAGAUUCGCUCAGUACAGGACCGUUACAUGAACGAAACGAAACGUAUCAUUGCUGUGAUCGACAAGCAUCUCGCAUCCAGACCAGAAGGUUCGACUUCGCAUCCUGUUCUCGUUGGGGACAAAGUGACCUAUGCGGACCUUUUCUUUGUCAUGUGGCACAAUUCGCUCCCUUACAUAUUCAUGGGCUUCCCAGAUGAGUUCAACGAAGAUGACUACCCUGCACAUAAGAAGUGGCUCGCGGGCUUGAAAGAGCGAGAUUCAGUAAAGAAGGCAUGCAAGGCUCAGAUGGAGGCUAUCACUGCUGCCCAAGCGAAGGCUAAAGCAAAGACUGACGCUGAGUGAAGCGGUACGCUUAUGUCCUUCUAUUAUGGGUGUCCUUGGAAGCUAAGAAUAUAUUGGCAAUUGCACUUGUUGGUCAUGAAAUGCAGUUGCGAAGCUAGAAAGACAUUCUUGACUCUCAAAGGGGGACUUUAAGCUUGCGUUAUAUAGUUUACCGGACCUCUGGUAUCACUCAUAGCUUCUACGUACCGAAAUUCAUACUUGACAAUGGUCAUAAGAUAUCCAUGACGAG